Messenger RNA from Porites lobata, 1344 nucleotides. NCBI's taxonomy places the organism in Eukaryota, Metazoa, Cnidaria, Anthozoa, Scleractinia, Poritidae. The record is from the annotation of a GenBank genome assembly.
AUGUAUCUGCAGUGUCCGCCAAAUGAAGAGGACCAGACUCUUCUACAAUGGUUGAGGUGCCACAAGACAUCUGGCUCAAAGCCCAAACCAUACACCGACGACCGGGUCCUGGUGGGUGUCAAGCACGUCUCCCUGUUCAAUCCCAUAUUCUUCUACCAACACUUGACCAUGAAUUUCCCGCAUCGCGAGGCCAACCAAUUGAGACAUGCUGGGGAAGACACCAUGCCUGAUACGAUCAAACAUUUUACACAAUGCAUUGCCUUGACCCCCCAAUACUGGGACACUGCGGAGACCAUCACCGCUGAAUUUGAACACGAGGGUCAUAAGGCUUACUUCAUCAACACAAUCGUCUCUUACGUUCAGUCACUUCAUGACAUCCUCUACCUUUGGCGCAUUCAUGUCGUCACUAAUCAAGUCAAGGACCUCUGCUCUCUCUCUUUGGAAUCCCUGUACCCGCUUUCACCUCAUCAAACCACCAUACUCGCAGACAUCACGGCCGCCCUUUCCUCCCGCCAAUCUUCUGUGUCCGACGACAACCAUUCUGCCUCCUCUGACUCCAGCUGGCAAAAAUACCGCCUUCUUUUGGGGAAGGCGGGCACAGCCAAAUCACAAGUACUCAUCUGUGCCAUUUCUUAUGCCAUUCGCCAUGAACUGUCAGUCCUAGUAGCUGCUCCUGUAGCCUUGCUGGCCCAAGGCUACAACUCCAUUUUCUACGAAGACGUGACCACCGAUACUCUUCAUGGUACUUUCAGCAUACCCAUUGACGAGCCUCUCUCGAACGAAAUCAACUAUCGCAUUAACCAGUAUGACCUGAUUGUUGUUGACCAGGCGUCGAUGAUCUCCUGGCCCAUCUUUGGAGUAAUGGCCUCCACGUUUAAUCGGAUGAACCUUCGCCCCGUUGUGGUCCUGGCAGGUGACAAGUGUCAGCAACAACCUUUGCAGACCGUCAACCGCAGCAUCAGCUCCACCACCUCCAUAAUCAACAAUAACGCCACCUUCUCUUCCUCUAACGCAGUCAUUCAUCGCUUACAACAGCAAUUCAGAAUCGUCGAUCCCGAAUAUGCCGCAUUUCUGGACCUCAUACGGUUCAUACACCCAACCCAGGAGAAGGUGGACAAAAUGCAGGACGGCAUUGUUCUUUGCCCUGAAGGUCAGCUGACUGACCGUCAAAUCUGGACAGCCUUCCAGAGCCAUCCCAACAGCACUGUUAUGACAGUCUCCCGCAAAGGAGCACAACCAAUUAUCACCAUCGUUGUGGGCCAACUAUUUCAGGGACGCCCUCUGACCAACAUCCCCUGCGCCUGUGUAGCGGACUCUCAGCCAAUCUACCCACACAGGAACAUG